AUGGGUAACUGCUCUCAAAAGCAGAGCGGUUCGGUCGUCGGCUCAUCGGGAAACAGCUUCUUCUCCAAUCUCUUCCACAAGGCGCACAUCGACCCCCAUGCUCUGGCACAAGCUUGUCCUCCACCGGUACGUUCACGUCUUUUGUUGGUUCAGAAUUCAAUUCACAUUAAACAUUUCAGCACGGCGGCGAGAUGCCCCUGGGCGAGUGCGCAGUGCUCCGAGAUCGGCCAGCAAUGCGCUUCGACAGUCGGCUCGUCUGCAAGUACGAGGUGCUAGCAGUCGUCGGAAAGGGCAGCUUCUCGCAAGUGCUCCGUGUCCAACACAGAGUCACUCGCAAGUAUUUCGCAGUGAAAGUGGUCAACUCGGACUGCGGAGCCGUAAACAACGAGCUGAACAUCCUGAGUCGGCUCUCGCAUCCGUUCGUGAUCCGUCUCGAAGAGGUACUCAUCCUACAAUGACCUGUCCUAAUUCCACCCUUCUUCAGGUGUUCAAAUCCUCUUCCAAACUAUUUAUUGUUAUGCAAAUGGCGAGUGGCGGAGAGAUGUACGAUCGGGUUGUGGCGAAAGGAAGGUACUCUGAGGAGGAGGCGCGGAAUGCACUGAAGAUGCUGCUCACGGGUCUCACUUAUCUCCAUUCCAUUCGGGUCACUCACAGAGGUAUGGCUUAGGUCUUCUGAUCCGGCUAAACUGAUUCUUUGCACAGAUCUAAAACCAGAAAACCUUCUGUACUCGGAUUCUCGGCCGGAAGCUCGUCUUCUGAUCACUGAUUUCGGACUCGCAUAUCAAGCGACGAAGCCGAAUGAGACGAUGACGGAAACGUGCGGAACUCCAGAAUACAUCGCCCCGGAGCUACUUCUGAGAGUACCGUACACCCAGAAGGUCGACAUGUGGGCGGUUGGAGUGAUUGCCUACAUCCUCAUGUCCGGAAUCAUGCCGUUUGACGACGACUGCAGAAGUCGGCUUUAUACGCACAUCAUUACUGCCAACUAUGUAUAUUACCCUCAGGUGAGUUCAUCCGCCGCAGGGACUCUUCCCAAUUGUUUAUUUUUCAGUUCUGGUCGGGUUCGGAGCUGGCCAAGCAGUUUGUGGACUCUCUGCUGGAGACCAACUGCGUGGAGAGAUUGAGUGCGACGGGAGCUCUGAAGCACGAAUGGCUGAGCGGAGAACGGCCUGCCACGUCACAGACAAGGCCGCCAACGAGACCGACUUCCGAGUACAACAGCAUGCAGAGGGUACGUGCCGUUUCUCGUCAUUCCCCUUGAAGCCAUUCUUUCGCAGACAAAGUCGACUCGUUCCAUCCGAUCGGUCACCCGCUCGGAUCACGGACAUCGCGUCGACCCGCGAGAAGUCGACGAACUGGCCAACGACCUGAAGAGAGUCGCCCAGACGACCAAGAACUACGGAGUAUUCUAA
Messenger RNA from Caenorhabditis sp. 36 PRJEB53466, 1412 nucleotides. NCBI's taxonomy places the organism in Eukaryota, Metazoa, Nematoda, Chromadorea, Rhabditida, Rhabditidae. The record is from the annotation of a GenBank genome assembly.